UUUCGCGAACAAAAACACAAAAAACAACUUGAAAUAAACAAUCAAAUGAAGUGAUUUUAGAAAAAAAAAAAUUAAAAAAUUCAGAAAAAAAUUAAAAAAUAGAAAAAAAUGCAUUUUUCGGUUCCUGACACGCAAGAAUUCGUCAAUGAUGCCACGGGAGCCUCAUACACAGGUUACAACAUUCACAUUAACGGCACGUUCCAUUGCUGCCUGCGAUACAAGCAACUGCACAAUUUGCACGAACAACUGAAACGUUCCUUGCCUUCUUUAGUACUUCCAAGUUUCCCGCCCAAAAAGUUAUUGCCGCUCUCCAAUAGUCAGUUAGAGAAUCGUCGUGCAGCGCUCGAGCGUUACAUCCAACUUCUCGGGCAGGAUCCAAUUUUCUCGAAAUCUGAACUGCUUCGAAUAUUCCUGCUAAAUGCGCAACAAGAAUCCUCGUUUGUCGAAGGACGCGAAACGAUUCUCGACGUUUACUUGCUCAAUGGAUACCGAAUUUCCGUGAAUGCCUAUACCACAGAAUGCUCAACGAAGGUCCUCGAGAAGGCGUGCAGUUUGAUUGACUUGCCAAAGGAAUAUGUUUACUACUUUUCGUUGUUUUUGAUGCGAAAGGAAAACGAUGGAGGCAUCACGUUGAUACGGAAAUUGAUGAAUUUUGAGGCGCCAUACAUUUCACAAAGACUGACUGAUGAUUGUAAAAUUAUUAUACGGAAAAAUUACUGGGACUCCAAUUACGAUUUGGAACUGAUGCGCGAUCGUAUCGCGUUGAAUCUUUUGUACAUCCAAACGGUAUCUGACAUCGAAAAAGGCUGGAUUGUAGCGUCGCACGACACAAAAGAGCAACUUUCCAACUUGCAAGCUCGCGGAAGCAAGAAAGAAUACCUUGACGUCGCCCGAAGUCUCCCUUCGUACGGUUGUCUUCAAUUUCUGCCCGCAAUUGUGGACUAUCCUGAACCAAAUACGCUCGCAACUGUCGUCAUUGGCAACCGUGAAUUGAGUUUACGCAUGGCGCACGGCAAAAAAAUCCAAGAAACCAAGUUCAAAGUUACUCGGAUGCGAUGUUGGAGGGUCACAACGAUCCAUAAUAAUGAAGAAUUAUCGUCAAAUUCCUCGAAUGACAGUGCAACAACGAACGGUCUCGAACUCUCUUUCGAAUAUUUAAUGUCUAAAAACUGCUUGAAGUGGAUUACGAUUACCAGUGAACAGGCAAUGCUCAUGUCUGUGUGCUUGCAAAGCAUGGUAGAUGAGUUACUAAACCAAAAAGUUGGCGGCGAUACGAACAAUAUUCAAACCAACUUUGGCAACAAUACAACCAUUUCUUACAUCAAACGUGACGGAUCUUACAACAGAAUCUCAGAAUCAAGUUCGACAGAUACCAUUUCCAGCAUGCAAGGCGACUCGAAUUCCAAUCAAAUCUUGCGAAAACCAAACACAAGUAAUCGGAAAUUCAUCAAAAAUCGCAUUUCAACGACAGUUUUAUUCCAACGCAACAAAGAAUCUGUGCACAAUGAGGCUUUCGAGGAAAUUGGCGACGACGAUCUUUGAGAUUCGUCUGUGAAGAUAUUCUUUAAUAACAACAAAUAACUUGAAAAUUUCGGAAAAUUUCUUCUCUUGUUCCAUAUUUUAUUAAUUAAUUAAUUAUUAUGUAACAUUUCAACAUAUAUAAAACAAAAAAUAUUCAAAAAUAUUAACAAAACUGUGACAAAUGUGAAUGAAAAGGAAAUCAAUAACCAUGAAAUUAAUAUUUUUUAUUAU
This is a messenger RNA of Culicoides brevitarsis, 1752 nucleotides long. It is a transcript of the gene Snx17, whose product is annotated as sorting nexin-17. The coding region runs from base 109 to 1542 and encodes 477 amino acids. Gene Ontology annotation, cellular component: early endosome. The record is from RefSeq and is a predicted model, not a curated record. Gene Ontology annotation, biological process: endocytic recycling; intracellular protein transport. Lineage: Eukaryota; Metazoa; Arthropoda; Insecta; Diptera; Ceratopogonidae. Gene Ontology annotation, molecular function: phosphatidylinositol binding. The transcript has 6 exons.